ACCAGUCAGUCCAUCCGAAAUUCUCUCCUCCUCUAGUCGUCUUCGCUCGCUCAGUCCCUCAGAAGUCAGAUCCGCCUCCACGCUGCUUCCAUCUCAAAGUGCUAUACAAUGGACGAGGGAGACCAACUCCGCUACACCGGCGGCACAUCUUCUUCCACCCGCCGCGGAGUGAGCGGGACAAGCAUCCACAUCACCGCGCUCGACGGCAUCACCAACGUCAACUCCCUUUUCACCCUAGCCGUCUUUCUCGGCCUCGCCUGGAACCCCUACGACCCCACAGACGGUGGCGUCUCCGUCGGAAACUGUGCCGCCGGGCCUCGUAUCCUCGAAAACUUGGUCUCCUUUCAUGUAUACUCGUUCGCCUCCUUCCUCUUCUCCAGCCUCGUCGCUCUCUGCCUCAAGCAAGCCAUCCGCCUCGUUCGCCCGCCCUCCCAUCGCUUAUCCAUCCGCGUCAACCGAGCGCUUCUUCGUGCCGGCAUUAUCGCUUCGGCCAUCGGUUCCGUCUUGGGUUGCGGGUUUCUCAUGUUGGCUCUUGUCAACGUCGUUCAGAUCAAGCUCGGCAGGCUUGGCUGCGCCGGCGCGGCCACCGUUGGCGCCAUUGUCCCGCUCGUGACACUUAUUCCUGCCGCUAUGAUCAUCUACAUUGGGGUUAUCUUCUACGCAUUCACACGCUAGGCAUCUAAUUGCUCGUCAGAGAUGGUAAACCUCCCAUGUUUGAGUGUUGAUUUUGGCCUAUGCUUGUAUAUUCUGUAGUUUUUCUUACUCGUAUUUGAAUGGUUGUGUAAGUUACAAUUGAAAGGUGCCCUUAUGCUAAUUAGCUUAAAUUAUUGCUAUCAAUUUCCUGGCAUUUAUAAUGCUAC
Molecule: messenger RNA, 860 nt
Organism: Phalaenopsis equestris
Lineage: Eukaryota; Viridiplantae; Streptophyta; Magnoliopsida; Asparagales; Orchidaceae
Exons: 1
Coding region: 109-675 (188 amino acids)
Source: RefSeq, a predicted model, not a curated record